This is a messenger RNA of Adelges cooleyi (spruce gall adelgid), 3254 nucleotides long. It is a transcript of the gene Vps50, whose product is annotated as syndetin. The coding region runs from base 348 to 3101 and encodes 917 amino acids. Gene Ontology annotation, molecular function: SNARE binding. NCBI's taxonomy places the organism in Eukaryota, Metazoa, Arthropoda, Insecta, Hemiptera, Adelgidae. The transcript is spliced from 17 exons. Gene Ontology annotation, cellular component: EARP complex. The record is from RefSeq and is a predicted model, not a curated record. Gene Ontology annotation, biological process: retrograde transport, endosome to Golgi; endocytic recycling.
GGUGUAGGACUAUAUAAGAUAAUAUAGUCUAUCAUCUAUGAUCUAUGUAAUAAAUUAUCAAUCUCCUUAUACUUAUAGGUAUAAUUGUGUAAAAAUUGGUGGGUAUAAGUAAUUUCUAGUUUGUGUAGUGUUAAAUGCUAAAAUUAAUAACCAAAUGACCUUGCGUUUUUAAGUAUUAAUAUUAAAUAUACUUUUAUCAAUCUUAAAAUGCCUUCUAAUUUUUUACUCUAGACUUUAGUGCUACAGAAUAAAUACUACUAAAUUAAUUUUUUUAUAUUUUUUUAAAAUUCUCAAAACAAAUUAUAUAUAAUAUUAGUUAAAAAUGAUAUUUUAUAUAUAAUCAAACUAUGGCUGAAUUCAAACAGAAAAUAAAACAAUUCUUGGAUACUAAGGGAACUGUUAAAAUCCCUUUAAUUGGAUCUCAGGAUUUUUGGGAUAAUACAAGACAAAUAAAUAGUGUACCUAAAUUGGAAACUAACAGUGAUAAUAUAUCUGAAGAAAAAUGUGAUGCAGAAGUUAUAUUAAACAUAGAUCAAGUUUAUUUCAAUGAUUGCGGUUUUGAUUAUGCCAGAUUUGAGUUAGAGGUAAUAAAUAAAUUGCCAGAAACUAUUGACAAGAAAUUAACUGCCAAUGAUAUAAGAAAAUUAAAGGCACAACAUGAAAUUGUUAAAAAACAGUUAUUACAAUUAAUUCUUGAAAACCAGGCUGCGUGCGAUGAAGAAUUAGAUAAAAUCGAAGUACUGCAAAUCGAUUUAAAAUCAAGUUUGGAAAACUGUGAACAUGCUAAAAAUCGUUUGAAACUAGCUAAACGACAAAUAACAACAGCUGGGUUGGGUCUUUUAGGAAAUUGUAGAAAAAAAUCUAUAAUUAUUGAUUUGUUAAACUCAUUAAAUAGCAUUAAAGUUCUGUUACAAACAGAGAAAAAACUUGAAGAAUUAAUUUCAAAAGCAAAUUAUGUCAAAGGAAUAGCUUUACUAUUAGAGUGUAUACAAGGAGCAUCUGCUUUUAAACAGUUUACUUGUAUAGCAGCAUUAUCUUUGAAGCUUCAAGAUGCAUUAAUCAUGACUGAAGAACAAUUGGAUAUUGUUUUAUCAAAUAUGUGUUUCAAUUUUGAUCAUGAAAAAUAUUCUGCAGUUCAAGAAGCAUAUCGUCGGUUAGGAAAAAGAAGAAUUGCUAUUGAUCAACUUCAUAUGCACUAUACUUCAGCAGUUCACACUGCUUCUUUCGAUACUAUUAAUUUAUAUGUAGAUGUUGAGCGAGUCGAGAGUGAAAAAAAAUCAUUUGUUCACUUAUGUCAGUGUAUUCCUGAUGAACAAUUAAUUCCAUGUCUAAUAGCACUAAGUAAAAUAUUUUGGAAUAUUUUACAAAGCUAUAAAAAAGCAGCAGAUUGGCAUAAGGAGUUUAUUGAUGUAAGCCCAGAUAUUGAAGAUGAUAUUGAAGAGUAUGUAAAUCAAGAAUAUAUAAACAAGAAAUUUGAAGUUGGCCCUACUCGAUUAUGGGGAGAUAUGAUUACCAAGAUAUCCAAUUUAGUAUUUAACUCAAAUAUGACUCAUUUUAAAUUUGACGACUUCCUUCAAGUGUUGUCCAUUUUAAAGAAGCACAUUAAAAUUGGUGAAGAAUUUUGCGAUAGCAAAUCGGAGCAAUUACAAAAUGAUACAAAAAAUGCGUGUAUUAUUUAUUUUCAUGCUUACCAUAAAAACAGUUUAGAUGAACUUGCAAUUUUUUUUGAAAAUGAAAGUUGGACUUUAUGCCCUGUUAAACGAGAAUUUAACUUAUUUCAAUUACAAGAAUUCAAGUCUUUGAAAAAUUAUAUUCAGAAAACUGGAAAAUUAACUCAUAGUAGAAACUCUUCAUUGGAUAGUAGUUCUAUAAGCACAAGUGACUACAGUAUUAGACCAGACAAAUCACCAUUUGAUGAUGAUUUGAAUACAACUUAUAGUGAAGAUAUUUUAGAUAUGGAAAUGGAAAUAAAUAGUAUUUGUAGUGAUGACAGUAAUAAUAGUUAUGAAGAAGUAGAUAACUAUAGUGUACCUACUGAAAACGGUGACAGACCGCCUUUACUUACAAAUACAACAUUGACUGUUAUGAGACAUUGUGGAAAAUAUUUAAAAAUAUGCAAUGUGUUAAAAUCUAUAUCUGAAGAUGUAGUAGCUAGUUUAUGUCAGUUAUUUGAGUAUUAUUUAUAUUCAGUUCAUUUAUUGUUUACCUCUGAUAGUAUUCCACCGAUUUGUGGAAAUUUCAAUAGCGUUAAGCUUCAAUCAGUUAUUAAUAGAAUUCAUAAUACAUUUGUGCAAUGUAAUAUUGAAAACGAAAAUAUUGAAGGUUCAUUUGUUCGUGAACCUGAUGCUGUUCAUAUGUUACGGCUAGCUGAUGCAAAUAAUUUGUAUGGGGUUUCUGAAAGAGUAGUUGCAGUGGAAUCUUUAGUAUUUUUAGGAGAACAAUUUAAGUUAUUACUUAAUUACUUAAAUUCAUUAUCAACAACCGAUUCAGGAAUUUAUUCAUUGCAACAAUUUUAUAACCAGACAGUUGCAGUAGCUGUAGAUCUACGAAAGCCAGUAUAUGGUCGUGUGGUUUGCAAAGCAAUUGAUUAUAACCAAGUUCAUAGUAUGAUGACUAAGGUAAAUUGGGAAGUAAAAGACAUCAUGUGUGAACACAGCAGAUAUGUUGAUUAUUUUCUUCAGGAGCUGCGAGCAUUUUUUAAAUCUCUUAAAUCAUCAACAUCAAGUAUAUACUUAAAUGAGCAAAUAUUAAAUGCUAUUUGGGAAUCAAUAGGCGUUCUUGUUUCUUCUGUAUUUAUUGAAGGAUUUUCAUCAGCUAAAAAAUGUUCAAAUGCUGGACGUGCUUUGAUGCAGUUAGAUUUUACUCAAUUUAUGUCACAGAUAAAAUCAAUUUGUGCUAUUGGGCCGUUACCUUAUAAAGAUUUAGUUGAAGUUUAUAUAAAAGCAUAUUAUUUACCAGAGACAUCUUUAGAAACAUGGACAAGAGAUCAUCAGGAGUAUUCACACAAGCAACUAUUAGCAGUUAUUAAUUGUGUAUGUCAAAAUAAUAAAAGACUUCGACAAAAGCUGACCAACUUACUAGAAGAUACUAUUCAAAGAUAAGAUUCCUUGUAAUUCAGUAAAUAAUUAAAGCAUGUUGUUUAUUGUUUAUAUAAUUAAGUUAAUUAACAAAACAUAAUCGAUUUUCUUACUAUAUUAUAAACAUAUGAGUUAUUACUUCGCCCUAAGAUGCAUUAUUUGUUUUUUUUUUCAAGU